This is a messenger RNA of Triticum dicoccoides, 2860 nucleotides long. RefSeq lists its product as uncharacterized. Lineage: Eukaryota; Viridiplantae; Streptophyta; Magnoliopsida; Poales; Poaceae. The record is from RefSeq and is a predicted model, not a curated record. Gene Ontology annotation, cellular component: cytoplasm. The transcript is spliced from 5 exons. Gene Ontology annotation, molecular function: mRNA binding. Bases 26 to 2476 code for a protein of 816 amino acids.
CAGAGCCGCCGCCAAACCCCGGGAAAUGGCGGCCUCCCGCUUCCUGACGCUCCUCCGCCGCCGCCGCUCCAUCCCCAACCCAUCCCUCCUCCACCGCCGCCUCCCCUUCUCCUCCUCUCCCCCGCCCCCCUCACCGGAGAGCCCCUCGGCCCCCUCCUCCUCGAAGCCCCCCUCCCUCUCGGCCCGCCUCUCCUUCGUCUUCGACCAGCUCGACGCGCUCGACCGCAACCGCUCCUCCGACCUCUCCGCCCGCGACGCCGCCCUGCGCCGCAUCCAGUCCUGGCGCCGCCCGGCCCCGCCCCCGCCCGACGCGCCCCCGCCCCCGCCCAGACCGGAGCCGGGCGGCCAGCCAGAGAAGCAUGUCGAGGCGGCCGCGGCGACGGUCGGACAGGAGGCGGCGGCGGAGGGGCUGGAGACCAUGAGCGUCGCGGAGGUGCUGCGGAGGGAGGUGGAGCUGGUCCACCCCUGGCCCGAGUGGAUCGAGCUCAUGGAGCGGCUCGCGCAGCAGAGGUACUUCGACCUCGGGGGAGGGUCGGGUGGCGCCGACCAGGAGUCCCGCCUUGCCGCGGCGGUGCCCAUGGAUCUCUCGGAGGUCGCCGAGGAGUCCGGCUUCGAUUUCUCCAGAGACUGGACCACUGUCAAGAACGCCUGCAUGAACUUCGGCCGCGACCGGUUCGACAUCCUCAAGCCGUUGCCUAGGAAGGAUCUUCAAGUAUUGGUUGGCCAUGGGUGCCCCAGCAUGGAUCCAAAAGUUGUGUUUUCUGCAAAGCUGAUAAGGAAACUGGUCCACCUUGACGAGGGUGAUGUGUGCAGUUCAUGUAAUUUGCGAAAUUCAUGCUCAAGAGGCUAUAUCCUUACACGUAAAGAAGAUGAAGCUCGGACUCUUGAUGUUAUGCGUAUUUUAUUGGUCUAUGGUUUUGAUCAUAUAAAGGGGACUGUGGAGAACAAACCACUUCUCAAACAGAAAUCCGUGAAGACCGUCGUUCGGAAAUUAAUACACGAGAUUGCCAAGCUGAGUGCUGUUCCUAUUGACCCCAAUCUUCCACCCCCUGUAAUCAGGAAGUUGCCACCUAAGGUGAAGCAACCGCCUCCACCACCAAAGAGACGAGUUGGACGUGAUGACGUAGAGAUGAAGAAAGGAGACUGGCUCUGCCCAAAGUGUGACUUCAUGAACUUUGCAAAAAAUACAAUUUGCUUGCAGUGUGAUGCUAAGCGUCCCAAAAGGCAACUUCUACCUGGAGAGUGGGAGUGUCCUCGGUGCAAUUUUUUGAACUACAGACGGAACAUGUCAUGUUUCCAUUGUGAACAUAACCGUCCUCCAGAUGAAUACACCAACAGCCAAAUGGAAGAAUAUCAAUCUGCACCGCGGAAACGGUUGGAAAGACCAGCUCGCAAGCCUGACGUCUCUAAUGCGUGGAACUUUGACUUCGAUGAUAAUGAAUCAGAUGGUGCUGAUGUUGCAGCAUUUGAGUUUGCUGAUUCAUCCAAAAUCAGGGAGAGCUCAUCUGUGGACAACUCAUAUAGAGAUAAUACAAAGGGUUCUGAGGCCGAGAAAUUCUUUGGAAUGGAUGAACCAAGGAGCGAGGGAAGAGAGAGAAAGUUCAGUGGAAGAGACAACUUGAACUCAUCUAGAGUUGGUUUUGAUGAUUUUGAUGACGAAGAGGACGAUAUUGACAGUUAUGAGCUUGAUUUGUCAAAAGGUGGUCAGACAGGUGGUGUGUCGAGGGUGAGUUAUUCUGACCUUGAGAAUGCUUCUUCUGAUUCAGAAGACUUGAACGAAUUUGCUCACAGUAGAAAUUCCAAUUAUGGGGCAAAGGAUGAAGCAACAGGUUCAGCUGAUGAUGAUGAAUUUGAUGAUCAACCCUCCCUAAGAUCUAGUCAUAUUGCUGAUUCUUGGCAGAAAACCAGAGGUUGGAGCGGUUCGAACAACCGCAGAAACGCAUCUUUUGGCUCAGAGAGUAAUGAUGGGGUUAUUUCUGAUUUUGAUGAGGAUGUUGACAACGGUUUUAGAUCUAAACAAAGGCGUAAACAGGGAGGCCGUGAAACAGUUCCUGAUAUGGACUCUGACAUGGAUGAUGAGUUACAAUCAGAUGAUAGGAGGAACAGGUCCUCCACAAAUUUCAGAGGAAACUUCCUUGCCAGAAGCUCUAACUUAAAUAGCAGAAGCGCUAGUGGGGACCGUUAUGGUAGGACAAGAGGCAACGAACAGUUCAGGAGUGUUGAUGUGCAUGAUGGUGGGUCGCCCUUUGAUAGGAAUCGCAGAGGAAGGGGUAAUCAGCAAGAUCAUGGCUCAAGAGGUUCACAAAGAAAUGCAGGAAGAAAUUGGGAUAAUAGUAGUGAGUUUGAUCGCAGAGGGAGGGGUAAUCAGCAAGAUCAUGGCUCAAGAGGUUCGCAAAGAAAUGAAAGGAGAAGCUGGGAUAGAAGUAGUGAGUUUGAUGGCAGUGACAGGCCCCUCAGGCGUUCUAAUAGAAGGUAAGAAUAUGGCAAUGCAAGUGGCAGCAUAAGCAUCGAAAGUGUGGACAGUGUGCCCAAAAUUCUUGGAUUCAGAACUGGAUUGAUGGCACUGGAUCCUGAGACCCUGUCGAUAAGGGAUGUUUUAGGAAGUGUUAAUAUUUCCAAGAUUUUUUCCAAGGCUCCAAGCUAGCCAACAGGUGGAGUGUUACAUCAUGGAAUUUGGUAUGUUCAGAUUUUGUGAAAGAACUUUUUCCUUUUUUCUUCACCAUUUGCUGCCUCAUAAUCUUCUCAAGGAAGGGCCUAGAAUGCAGCGAGAGAACAUGCCUCCAUGCAUGUAUGUUUAAUAUUUGUUGUAUCAGUUUCUUCAUCUUAAACAUUAUAUAUUCAAAGAUAAGUUAGUAAUGGA